CCUGUAUUACCGGCACAAAGAACGAAGAAGAAAUACCAAUUAUUACAAUAUAAUGAAAUAGUAGUGGAUUAAGUUGGUUCUUACACUGUUUAUUUAUCUCUUUAAACACCACUACAACCGACACUUAACAGAGACACUCCAAAGAACCCCAAAAUGCUGCUGCGAUUUUACGAUUGUGCCACCAAUAUCGAGCCAUUCACGUGCAAACAAUGCCCAAAGUUUCAAACCCACUGUUUGACAACCUUACAACGCCACAAAAAAGACCACAAUAUAACCCCCGAAGACUACAUCAUCAAACAAUGUGAGAAAUGUCUGUUCCAAACCUACUCGAAAUAUCUACUACUCAGACACGCUUUCUUCGACAAGUGUGCCCCCCACAAUAACGCUCAAACCCCCCCAGACCCUCCAAUCACUUGGUUCCACUGUAACCAUUGCCCAUUAAAAUUCAAACGCAAAACCUACAUGCAAAACCACGUCCGCAACUGCCACCGCAAACCUGAAGACAUCAAGUGGUUCCACUGUGAACAAUGCCCCUCGAGAUUCAAGAAACACUUCAACCUGAGAGUCCACAGAGCGACGCAUUUACCCGACGAUCAAAUUCAGUGGCUGCAAUGUGACCAUUGCACUUCGAAAUUCAAAAACGAUCGAUAUUUAAAACGGCACAGAAGAACGAUGCAUUUCGACAAAAUCAAGGACGAAAAACCCGUGAAAAAGGAAAAGGUGCAAAGGCCGAAGAAACCUGUCGUGGAAAUGCUUCAGUGCGACUUCUGUCCGGCUAAAUAUAGAACGCAAUCGUUUUUGGAGAAUCACUUCAAGGUCAAACAUUUAUCGGACGUGGAUAUGCCGUGGCUGCAAUGUGAACUGUGCACACGAAAAUUCAAGCGGAAGUGUGACUUGAGCAACCACGUCGUGGGUAAACACAUACCCAAAGAUCAGAAAUGGUUUCACUGUGACCAGUGCGAGGCCAGAUACAGAACGAAAGAACUUUUGGAUAAGCACGUCGUUGACAAGCAUUUGUCAAAACAGGAGGGCUACUUGUUUGAGUGUGAACAUUGUUCGUAUAAAUUUUGGCGCAAGGGGCGGCUGCUCAACCACAUUAAAGUGAAACAUUUGGGUAAAAAUUAAUUUAUUUAUUGUAUGUGAAUUGUAUAAUGUGUAAUAAAUUAGUUUA
This is a messenger RNA of Zophobas morio, 1171 nucleotides long. RefSeq names its product zinc finger protein 91-like. The record is from RefSeq and is a predicted model, not a curated record. Bases 154 to 1125 code for a protein of 323 amino acids. Gene Ontology annotation, biological process: regulation of transcription by RNA polymerase II. NCBI's taxonomy places the organism in Eukaryota, Metazoa, Arthropoda, Insecta, Coleoptera, Tenebrionidae. Gene Ontology annotation, cellular component: chromosome. Gene Ontology annotation, molecular function: chromatin insulator sequence binding. The transcript is spliced from 2 exons.